Messenger RNA from Corylus avellana, 892 nucleotides. RefSeq lists its product as uncharacterized. The record is from RefSeq and is a predicted model, not a curated record. Lineage: Eukaryota; Viridiplantae; Streptophyta; Magnoliopsida; Fagales; Betulaceae.
AAUUGACAGUCUUUCGUUCUUUCCAAACCUCACAAAGUUUACGCUCAAAUAUCUACACAAAUCAAUUUCUGUAGCUGUUUGAUACACCCACAAAAAAAAAAAAGAAAAAAAAAAGGGUGUUAUUAUAUAUAUAUUCUCAUUCAGUUGUUCAAAUAUGGCUUCUUCUGUUAUUCUCCAUGAGCUUUGCUCCAUUUCACUGCACUCCCCAAAAUGUUACAAAAACCAAACCCGGGCUCUGACCCACUCCCAGUUUCUUUCCUCCAAUUCAUUUUUGAAGCUAAAGAAACAAUCUUUGCCCUCAAGCAUCCAUGUUCGGAACCCAAGCCAAAAGUCUGGGUCAGCAGCCAUUGUCUUUGCUGCACAGACCAACAUUUUGAAAGCACUUCAAACAGUGUGGAAGGUUGGCAGGGAUGGAAUUGAGGCAGGAACCAACCUGGUGCCUGAUUCUGUACCAAGGCCAAUGGCAAGGAUUUCUGUCACAGUAGUUGCACUGAGUGUUUCGCUCUUUGUGCUCAAGUCUUUCCUGUCUACAGUUUUCUUUGCGCUGGCUACGAUGGGACUGGUAUAUUUUGCAUUCAUAGCCUUGAAUAAAGAUAAAGAUGAAGGGCCAAAAGGGGGUGGAGGCACCACCUCUACAGAGGAUUCUCUGGAAGAAGCAAAAAGAAUAAUGGAAAAGUACAAGUAACAACAGAAAGAGUGUAUGCUGGUUCUCAAUGGUGAAUUUAAAAAGGCUACAGUUUUAUCAUGUAAAGUUGAGGGUGUGCACUGAGAAGAGGAAAAAAGGAAUGCAAAUUAUUUGUUUUUUUUUUUUUUUUUUAUCCUUUGCCCUAUUGGUUAUACAAGUAUCUUUAUGAACACGAGAUGCCCCUUUAAAUUACUUAAAUCAUAUCUG